Messenger RNA from Condylostylus longicornis, 612 nucleotides. RefSeq lists its product as uncharacterized. NCBI's taxonomy places the organism in Eukaryota, Metazoa, Arthropoda, Insecta, Diptera, Dolichopodidae. Bases 1 to 612 code for a protein of 203 amino acids. The transcript has 3 exons. The record is from RefSeq and is a predicted model, not a curated record.
AUGACAAUAGAUAAGUUCGGACAUAGCCGAAAUCAUCCAUAUGCUUUUAACGAAGCUAAAAAAAAAUUUCAAACAAUUGGGUUACAAGUAAAUUCAGAUGGAGAUUAUUAUAUUCAAAAUAAACAAUUAAUAAACCUAAUAUGCCCAAUAAAUAAGAAUGAUACUGCUACAAUAUAUGAUGGAAUAGAAACAUUAAAUGAAACUAUCAAUAGAGUGAUUAUUAUCCAGAGAGAAGAUAUAUUGCAACAACUAAGGAAUGAAAUAACAAGAGUUUAUGGAAUGGGCAUACAACCAAACCACAUUAAGAUUUCACAACGAGGAAAACUCAAAAUUGAUGACUCAGUUCGCAUAAGCAAGUUACAUGUUUUCGAAAAAGGUUAUACACCUAACUGGGCUACAGAAAUAUUCAAGAUAAGGAAAGUGAAGAUAACAAACCCUGUAACAUACUUAAUAGAAGACUACAAAAGUCAACCAAUUGAAGGUGCUUUCUAUGAAAAUGAGUUGCUCAAAUCUAAGCAUAAUGACAUUUAUUUAGCAGAAAAAGUUGUAAAAACUCAAGAUGAUAAAGUUUUUGUAAAAUGGCUUGGUUUUUCACCAAGACACAAUUCUUGA